AUGUGGCGGAUCACUUUGGUCUGGCACUCGCUUUUGUUCACCUUCUCAGAGGUGUUCUACAAAGAAGCCAUUUCAUCACGUUACUUGAUGACACUUCAUCUUCCCAACGCUUUCCACUCGUUUUCGCUCCGGCUGUCAAUCAUGCCUGGUCCUACCACUGCAACACCCAAGAAGGUCCUCUCGGCCAUCCACAACAUCCCCAAGAAGAUGAAGAGUGGCUAUCUUUUCGAGCAACGUCGUGCCGGUGGGAAGGAGAACGUUCCACCCGGCGAGAACACCAAGAUCCACUUCGUGCCGCAGUAUUCGUCCGACGCCCUCAUCACCAGCCCAUCGUCGCAGCUCGUGGAUCGGCAGAAGUGGCUGCCAAAGGACGGGAAGAUCAUCAUCAAGGUCGCCGUCCCGGCCACGGACGACCUGUGGAAGUUCAAGGUCCCCGAAGACAUUGAGCUCGACGCGUUCUUGGCCCGCGUCCAGGCCAAGGUGGGGUUCUCAGUAGCCUUUCGGGCGAAGGCCGGGAAGAUGCGCGAGCGUCCCAUUGCCACAGACCGCGCUUUCAAGACGUGGAUCGCGGGCAGGGUGUCCCCGGAGACUGGGAAGAAUACGGCUCUCGUCGCCCACCUUCAACUCUGA
This is a messenger RNA of Postia placenta MAD-698-R-SB12, 630 nucleotides long. RefSeq lists its product as hypothetical. The record is from RefSeq and is a predicted model, not a curated record. The transcript has 4 exons. The coding region runs from base 1 to 630 and encodes 209 amino acids. Lineage: Eukaryota; Fungi; Basidiomycota; Agaricomycetes; Polyporales; Adustoporiaceae.